This is a messenger RNA of Lates calcarifer (barramundi perch), 3848 nucleotides long. RefSeq names its product phosphatidylinositol transfer protein, beta (gene pitpnb). Gene Ontology annotation, biological process: phospholipid transport. Gene Ontology annotation, molecular function: phosphatidylinositol transfer activity; phosphatidylinositol binding; phosphatidylcholine binding. NCBI's taxonomy places the organism in Eukaryota, Metazoa, Chordata, Actinopteri, Centropomidae. The record is from RefSeq and is a predicted model, not a curated record. The transcript is spliced from 12 exons. The coding region runs from base 57 to 866 and encodes 269 amino acids. Gene Ontology annotation, cellular component: cytoplasm.
UGAUAAUUCUAUCUGGUGUCGGUUCCCAGUGCGCAGCCGCAGCCCGGGUGACGAAGAUGGUGCUCAUCAAGGAAUACCGUGUAGUGUUGCCGGUCUCUGUGGAAGAGUAUCAAGUAGGACAGUUGUACUCUGUGGCUGAGGCCAGCAAGAAUGAGACAGGAGGAGGAGAAGGCAUCGAGGUGCUGAAGAACGAACCCUACGAGAAGGAUGGAGAGAAGGGACAAUACACACAUAAAAUAUACCAUCUAAAGAGUAAAGUCCCAGGGUACGUGAAGAUGAUUGCACCAGAGGGAGCAUUAGUUUUUCAUGAAAAGGCUUGGAACGCCUACCCAUACUGUCGCACCAUUGUGACGAAUGAGUACAUGAAGGACGACUUUAUGAUAAAGAUUGAGACGUGGCACAAACCUGACAUGGGAACAGUAGAAAAUGUUCAUGACCUGGACGAGCAGACGUGGAGGACUGUGGAGGUGGUUCCCAUAGAUAUUGCAAGCAAAGACGAAGUGGCCCCUGGGGACUAUAAGCCAGAGGAAGAUCCUGCUCUUUUCCACUCUGCCAAGACAGACAGAGGACCUCUAGGCCCUGAAUGGAAGAACGAGCUGAAGACAGACUGUCCUUACAUGUGUGCAUACAAACUGGUCACGGUCAAGUUCAGAUGGUGGGGUCUGCAGACCAAAGUGGAGAACUUCAUCCACAGGCAAGAAAAGCGUAUUUUCACCAACUUCCACCGUCAGCUGUUCUGCUGGAUCGACAAGUGGGUGGGUUUGACCAUGGAGGACAUCAGGCGGAUGGAAGAAGAGACUCAGAAAGAGCUGGAGGAGAUGCGUCAGAAGGGAGAUGUGCGAGGCACCUCUGCAACAGACGAGUAGAGGCCCGUCACUGUAGGGUCAAACACUAGAGGCAGGCUGACUGCGUAAAACAGGUCCGAUUCGAGGCACCAGUGCUGCUCAUGAGCAAUGAGGCAAAUCAACCAAACCCUGUCACGAUGACGUCAUCCGAGACACGCCCACCACCACGAGGAAGUGGCCCCGACGUCGCCUCUUCUCUUCCUGUCUCACAUGAUUCAUUGGGGGGUUUGACACGAUUGGUUAACAGUACUGUACAGAUCCUACCCCAAUCACACGCCUCCUGUUCACCCAGAAAAACAAAAAAAACAUGGUUUUGCAUACAUUUAAAAAGAAAAAAAAAACUCUUUGCACAGAACGUAAAUUGCCUGAUAUGUAAUUGUUAGUUGAUUAUUACAAUGGGCUUUGUUUUUAUUCAGGUGUGUAAACCGUGACUCAGAAAGUCAAGCCUUUUAAAUUCAUUAGAAUGUUGUUUUUAGAGAAACAGACUCCCACACAAAUUGGUAUACGAUGACUUUAGCAGGUAUUGGACCAUUUAUCUCCCUCCCCCCUCCCAUGUAUUAUAACUGUCUGUCUCUUCUUUAAUCCUCGUCUCCCCCCUCAGUAUUGUCCAUAUUCUCGUCCUGAUAAAACUUGUCUAGACCCCCCCCCCCGUGUCUCUCUGUCCCCUCUGUCUGGCAGUCAGUCGGGAACACUGAUGUUUCUGUUUUUCUUUUGUUUUAGUUUUAAUAUGUGAGGCUGAUCCAUGCCUGUCGAUGGUUCAAAGCAAAUCUAAUGCUCAUGCAUGAUAGGUAAUUCUUUGCUAUUGUUUUCCCCUCACAUGCACACCUGUCCCACACUUCGACAUGCACACCCGCCCCCUCCCCUCCCCCUCCUCCGUCACAAGUGCAUGUGGACAACAGCAACUCCUCAGUAAACUGUCAUUGCAUGUGUAUAGUCGCUGCAGUGCAGCUUCGCUCAAGUGGAUUGUUUGUGUUGAUUAGAGAGAGGGUGCGCGCCCUCUACGAGAGUCUGUACAAUACACCUGUGUGUUAGUGUGUGCAUUUGUGUGCUUGUUUGUGUUAUCAGCUGCCUUCACUCUUAAAGGACUGUCGCUCUGGGGACUGAGAUGGAGAACGUUCAGCUUAAUAUCGAGGCUUGUGAGUGUUGUGUGCACACAGCUGUGCUCUCGCUCCACGAGCGCCCUGUUGAACUUUGCCUCAUGCUGUCGCUGCAUGUCCUUUCUCCUUGGCUAGGGCUUUAACUGGAGGGCUCCCACUGCCUCUCCACACAAGCUUUUCUCUUUCUUCUUCUUUUCUUUUUUAAAAAACAAACUAAAACAAAUGAGGAUGAGUCUGUGCGUUGCUGCGUGCAUGAAUCAAGGUAGUUUUUUUAUAUCUUUCUCAAACUACCGUUUCCUCUCUCGACUGACGGAGCAAAUGGGUCCAGGCAGAUCUGCAGUGUUUGUUGCAGCGGUGGAUUGACAAGCAUUUUGUCUAGUUUUAAUUUUUUAUUUUCAACAUGUAUAGUGAUGUUUUUAAGCUUUUCAUCAACCUUAACUACAGGAACGCAUGAGGUCAACCUGAACAUUUCUUGACUGUUUCUAGUUACGGAUGAAAUGGCUUCAGCAAAAGUUAAAUGAAGUGGACUCUUCUGGUUUAGAUGGUGGGUGAUCUAGUGCGAGCCCUGAUCUGAGAACAGGUGCUGUCUUUAUCCUGCUCUCUUUCACGCAUCGCUGCUUUUCUCUCGUGGCUGCAUUGAAGUGGAGGUCGCAGCCGUUCUAUCACGUCUUUAUUUGGAGCUGGUGCAGAUCUCGUUGGGCUCUAGGUGACAGUAUUUUGUGAUGUUUUAUAGAAUCAUGACGUAGCUUAGUGCCGUUUUCCAGCUGUGAGUGCGACUGUUUAUUCGAUCAGGUGUGACUGUCUCCAAAAUUCUUAGGUUUUGUCGUAACCUAUGUGUGUGUGGUCUGUGUUGGACAGAGAGUUAUAAGUGUACUUUAUAAUAGAAUGGACAAACUGUACAUACAAACACUGACUUGAAUGGGACGUUCACAGCUACUAGGCGUCGUCAGGUCCAUCAUUCAACACUGUACUGCUAACAGUAACUUUAAGGAAGUUGUGAUGUUGUCGGAGCAGGUGAUGUCAGCUCUGUGGACAGUGUGCUGUGUGUGAGUGUGUGUGUGUGAAGUGGAGCAAACUGUCCACGUGUUGUUGCUCAUAUACCGUGGUUUAACUGUACCUCAUCCAUGCUUACGAAUGUACAGCUAGGAAAUAGAUGUGUCAAACUAUGCAGGACGUUUCUGUGCUGACAUGUUUCACACCUGCACAAGCAUGACAUGGACCCAUGAUAUCACCAACACACGAGGACAAAGUGGAUUCACUAAAACUAGAUUUGAUCUGCAUGCUCAACACUUUUUGUAUUCUUUACAUUUCUCCCUUUCUUUUCUCUGGGUUACUCUCGUUUAUGUUUGAUCAGUACAUCAGUGCUUUUGAGAAGCUCUUGAACUGCGUCAGACGAGAAGGGAAAUCCCUUUUUAAAAAGGGGGGGGCGGCUUCUCCUCACCAUCAAACUGGACUCAGCUCGACCUCAGAUUUACCCACGAGGAGUGAAAGGCCUGACUCGAGUUUGACGAUGACGGGAGUCGCCCCGUAGACUAGAACAGGCUGUGUGAUGUACAGUUUUGUAGCAUUACCAGUGAUGCCAGCCAGGGUAUGACUGUGAGGGGAGGAAUAGACGCUUAGGGAACAGAUGGAGUCCAAAAUACUGUUUUCUUUAUUGUAAUCAUGAAUAAGCACUUGCAAAAUCUACUGUUUUUUUUUUCUUUUAUGUUUUCUUUUCUUGUUUUUGAAAGACAAAGAUUCACAAUGUAUUCAAUUUUCUCUUUUCUGAUAAGGCAAAAUUCAGGGGAAUUAGUAGUGAAUGUAAUACAGUUAGUUCCUUUUUUUUUCUUUUUCACGGCGUUCAGGCUGUGACAGAAGGUCUAGACAAUGGAACAUAAUAUCUAAUAAAUUUGAACAAAUAAGAGAA